Messenger RNA from Cordyceps militaris CM01, 1254 nucleotides. RefSeq names its product WD40 repeat-like-containing domain. The record is from RefSeq and is a predicted model, not a curated record. NCBI's taxonomy places the organism in Eukaryota, Fungi, Ascomycota, Sordariomycetes, Hypocreales, Cordycipitaceae. The transcript has 4 exons. Gene Ontology annotation, molecular function: protein binding. Bases 1 to 1254 code for a protein of 417 amino acids.
AUGGACACCGCCCCUGUGUUGAGACCCAUACAGUCCCUCACACUGGACUUGCCUCCGAGUUGCCUGCAAUUCUGCCGCAGGUACCCCUGCUACUUUGUUGUUGGCACCUACAACUUACAGUGCGAGGAGGAGAUAGCUGAGGCCGAACAGAGCGCCAAAAAGAUAUCGCAGAAUCGUAAUGGUAGCCUGCUGGUAUUCAACAUCGUUUCGCAGCCAUCUGCUUUGCUAGACGUUCGGUUCAAUAAUGAAGUCAAGCAGAAUGAUGAUGUUCUUGCCGUCGUCUCCAGCACAGGGACGCUCGCCAUUUUCAGGUUGGACGCCAGCGACAAGUCUCAGCCAUUGAAGCAUCUAGCCACCAGCAGAUGUGAGGACAUUGGGGAAGAUGUUCUCUAUCUCCAGUGUAAAUGGCAUCCAGUAUUAUCGAACGUGGUGGCCGUGACCACGUCCACAGGCAGCGCUCGCUUGCUGUACUUGGAUGAGCAGUGGCAAAUCUCGCAAUACGCCGACAUAAAUAUUGCAAACAGUCUCGAGGCGUGGUCUAUUGCACUUUCUCCUUCAUCACUGUCCUCAGCAACCCAGCCUUUUGAGACAACAGUGUACUGCGGUGGAGAUGACUCCAUCCUCCGCUAUACGUCUUGUAGCUGGCCUGCCGGGGAGUCGUCCGCGCUGCCGGAGGAGCUUUAUUCUCCUAUGAUUAUUAAAGGGAUUCAUGCCGCUGGGGUAACUUCCAUCUUGCCAUUGGAUCUAAGAACCGAUGAAGGUGGAAGAGUGGUCAUCACUGGAAGCUACGAUGACCAUUUGCGUGUGUUUCACAUUCACGAUUUACAUGAAGCUCAUGGCGCUCGUCGAGUUGAGCAAGCUUUGGAAGAAAAUCUCGAUGGUGGUGUUUGGAGACUGGAACUCAUCAGUCAAAGGAAAGAAAAGGAUGCAGUACAUAUAUUGCUUCUUGCAUCAUGCAUGCAUGGCGGUGCCCGAGUAGUCGACUUGAGCAUGGAAGAGGGAGGUUCAUGGUCGCUGCGGGUCGUCGCCAGAUUUGAGGAGCACAAGAGCAUGAACUAUGCCAGCGAUGUUGUAUUGAUCUUUAAUAAGGAUGCCGUCUACGAGGUAGUAGGCAGUAGUUACAAUGAGUAUAAAAAGCCCGGCAAUUAUGAGGAUGAGGUUUCCCCUCAAAUCAUGCAUACACACGUCGUCGCAGCAGCCGUCUGCAAAGUCUCGAACAUAGCAAAUAAUAAAACAACCGACAGCCAGGCAUAA